AUGAAAGGGCCACAGGUGAGGCGUCGGCGGCCCUCGCUGCUCGCACCGUAUUGGACUCCUAAUAGCUUGGACAUGUUUGGCCCGGGGCAACUGGUCUCUACCCUCCUGCCUGCAGUUUUCCAUUCGCCUGCUGCGGCUCACCUUUUCCCAGCGUUCCCAACCAGACUGGGCUCCCAACCUCAGAUCCUGAUCCCGGGGCCCUUUAUCAGCUACGAAUCCCUGAGGAGUUAUCUGCAGCCAGAGCCAUGCAAGGAGGCGUUGCUCCUGGCCACGCAGGCGGUCGGGAUGGGGCCACUCUUGGAAGGCUUAGAUGAACAGAGGCCAGCGAAGCAGCGUCGCGCACGGGCCAACUACAGCAGCUGGCAGCUGGAGGAGCUGGAGAAGGCCUUCGAGACCACCCACUACCCAGACAUCUUCAUGAGGGAGGCCCUGGCCCUCCGACUGGACCUCAUCGAGGCCAGAGUGCAGGUUUGGUUUCAGAACCGUCGUGCCAAGAUGAGGCGGCAGCUGAAGCUCCAGAGCCAGCUUGUGGUAGCAGGGGCUUUUGUUAAAAGAGACAAUGAUGAAACCUCUGAGAAAGCAAGCAGGAGUUCAGAGCAGCAGUCAGAGACUUCUGACAGCGAGCACUGGGAGAAGCGACAGGAAGGAGAAAACUAUCCAUGGACAAAGGCUGCGGGUGCCGCGCUGAGUGUGCGCAAGCAGCCCGUGACCCAGAGGUCCAGGAAGUGGGAGAGGCCGGAGGGGCCGAGCUCCGAGGAGCUCCGCUCCUGCAGCAUCGCCAAACUGAGGGCCAAAGCCAGAGAGCACGAGGCCGAGAUCCACAGCACUGUAAACAUGUCAGGGGCUGACACACAGUCACAAACACAGGAAGCUGAUGCCCUGCACAGUGAUUGA
Hippoglossus stenolepis (Pacific halibut) is the source of this 894-nucleotide messenger RNA. Its product is annotated as visual system homeobox 2. Gene Ontology annotation, biological process: regulation of transcription by RNA polymerase II. Bases 1 to 894 code for a protein of 297 amino acids. The transcript is spliced from 4 exons. NCBI's taxonomy places the organism in Eukaryota, Metazoa, Chordata, Actinopteri, Pleuronectiformes, Pleuronectidae. Gene Ontology annotation, molecular function: RNA polymerase II transcription regulatory region sequence-specific DNA binding; DNA-binding transcription factor activity, RNA polymerase II-specific. The record is from RefSeq and is a predicted model, not a curated record.